Messenger RNA from Aspergillus mulundensis, 5379 nucleotides. It is a transcript of the gene nscA, whose product is annotated as non-reducing polyketide synthase nscA. The transcript is spliced from 4 exons. NCBI's taxonomy places the organism in Eukaryota, Fungi, Ascomycota, Eurotiomycetes, Eurotiales, Aspergillaceae. Bases 1 to 5379 code for a protein of 1792 amino acids. Gene Ontology annotation, biological process: secondary metabolite biosynthetic process; fatty acid biosynthetic process. Gene Ontology annotation, molecular function: fatty acid synthase activity; 3-oxoacyl-[acyl-carrier-protein] synthase activity; phosphopantetheine binding. The record is from RefSeq and is a predicted model, not a curated record.
AUGAAAGACAACACGCAUAGCACAACCCUAAUCUUCUUUGGGAAUGAGUUUCCCAACGAUGAUCUCAAAGGGCUGUUCCGCUGCCUGCUGCGGCUCAGCAAGGACCGCAGGUUUCGCCAGCUGGCGGCCUUCCUGGAGGAGUCGACUUUAAUCCUCAAGAAAGAGGUUGCUGCGCUGCCCCAGCCACUGAGGGAUCUUGUGCCGCACUUUCAUACGGUGUUGCCUCUCGCCGAGCUUGGUGAUUUCCGUCAGGGCCCUCUAGGGGCUGCUAUGGAGAGUGCGCUUCUGACCAUACUGGAACUUGGCAUGUUCAUAGGGCAUUAUGAGGCCGAAGGCCGCGACUGGGACUUAUUUGAACACAACACCACCCUCGCUGGUCUGAGUAUCGGUCUGUUAGCUGGUGCCGGCGUGGCCCUGUCCACCAAYCUAGCAGAGGUCGCACAGAACGGAGCAGAAUGUGUCCGCGUAUCUUUUCGAUUAGGGGUAUACGUCAGCGAGAUCUCUCGGAAGCUCGAGGCACCCCAGGCGGACGGCGCGUUAUUGAGCUGGGCUCACGUUGUCACCGGAGAGACAAAGCCCGCCAUCCAAGACGAAUUGUCAAAAUACAACUCGGAAUCGGGCACACCAGAGCUUCUCAAGGCCUUCAUUAGCGCCGCCGAUAAGACCUCCGUCAGUGUGAGUGGGCCACCUUCACGCAUGAAAGCCUGCUUCAGCAGCUCGCAUCUCUUGCGGUAUUCCAAAUCUUUCGCCCUGCCGGUAUAUGACGGGCUAUGCCAUGCGUCGCAUCUGUACAAUGAGAACUCAAUCAACACAGUUAUCAACAGUGCGGAGUCCGUCAUCCCUGUCUCUCGCCCGGUGCGACUUUCUCUUCACUCUUCCAACACUGGUCAGCCUUUCCCAGCCGCUACUGCCCUCGAGCUAUUCCAGGCUAUCGGUACAGAGUUGCUGACCGGUACCAUCUACCUCGACAACAUCACCGACGGUAUCAUGAAGCGGAUUGGUGACUUCAACCCGACUAGCCUUCAUGUUGAAACGUUUCGCACAUCGAUAGUAUUCAAGAGCAUACGAGCGGCUCUCGAGGCCGAGUUCUCAGAUCUGGAGAUCAAGAUAACAGAUUUGGUCCCUUGGGCCCUGAAGGACUAUGGUACCCACCAGCCUCGUUCAUUUGCGCAGUCGAAGCUGGCUGUUGUUGGCAUGGCCUGUCGUAUGCCGGGUGGUGGCAAUGACACGGAGCUUUUCUGGGAGAUUCUCGAGCAGGGACGCGAUGUCCACACAACCGUGCCGGCAGACCGUUUCGACUUGUCCACCCAUUACGAUCCUAGUGGCAAGACCGAUAAUGCUGCAACGACUCCAUACGGUAACUUUGUUGAUAAGCCGGGUUUGUUCGACGCCGGGUUCUUCAACAUGUCACCGAAAGAAGCGGAACAAACUGAUCCUAUGCAACGACUGGCGCUCGUCACUGCGUAUGAAGCGCUGGAAAUGGCUGGUCUCGUCCCUGGUCGAACUGCAUCGUCGAACCCUAAACGCAUCGGCGCUUACUAUGGGCAGGCGAGUGACGACUGGCGAGAACUGAACGCGUCCCAGAAUAUUGGCACUUAUGCAGUAACGGGUGGUGUCCGUGCCUUUGGCAACGGGCGUAUCAACUACUAUUUCAAGUUCCCUGGGCCCUCAUUCAACGUCGAUACUGCCUGCUCCAGCGGUUUAGCUGCUGUUCAGGUUGCUUGUUCGGCACUCUGGGCAGGGGAGGCUGAUACUGCGCUUGCGGGUGGUCUGAACAUCAUCACCGACCCCGACAAUUAUGCAGGUCUGGGAUGCGGCCAUUUCCUCUCCAAGACGGGGCAGUGCAAAGUUUGGGAUGAAACUGCAGACGGCUACUGUCGUGCUGAUGGCAUCGGUUCAGUCGUCAUCAAACGGUUAGAGGAUGCCGAGGCAGAUAAUGAUAACAUCAUUGCUGUUGUACUUGCCGCGGCCACGAACCACUCAGCUGAGGCCAUCUCCAUUACCCAUCCUCAUGCUGGAAAUCAGAAAGAUAACUACCGCCAGGUAGUCGAUUUGGCUGCGGUCAACCCGUUGGACGUGAGUUUCGUUGAACUCCACGGCACGGGAACCCAAGCUGGAGACGCCGUGGAGUCCGAGUCUGUGCUUGACGUAUUCGCGCCCCGAUCCCCGCCUCGACGACCAGAUCAAUUGUUGCAAUUAGGCGCAGUCAAAAGUAACAUCGGACAUGGUGAAGCUGCAGCAGGCAUUGCGUCGUUCCUUAAAGUGCUGUUGAUGUACCAGAAGAACACGAUCCCUGCGCAUAUUGGCAUCCAUACGAUCAUCAACCCCACCAUUCCCAAGGACCUUGAACAGCGUCGUGUCCGCUUGACCCAGGAGAACACGCCCUGGCCACGUCAAGAGGGCAAGAAACGGAUUGCAAUGGUCAACUCAUUUGGGGCGCAUGGCGGAAACACAACCGUGCUGCUGGAAGAUGGCCCCGAGCGAAAGAAGGACAUCGCGAAAGACGAUCGCUCGACUCAUACCGUCUUGAUAUCUGCCAAAUCCAAGAAGUCUCUACAAGCCAACAUUGCGAACCUAGCCCUGCAUUUAGAGAAGCAUCCUGAUAUCGACUUGGCCGAUUUGUCUUACACAACCUGCGCGCGUCGCAUCCAUUACACCUUGCGCGUUGGAUUUGCAGUGUCGAGCAUCGCCGGGCUGCGGGAUUCGCUGCGCAAAGCUGGAGAGAAAGAGUCCCUCGCUGAGGUUCGCCCUACUCCAGGGGAUGUUCCCCCGGUCGUUUUCGCCUUCACCGGCCAGGGCGCCUUCUACCAGGGCAUUGCCCAGGAGCUGUUCGAGACAUUCCCUUACUUCCGUGAGGAAGUCCUACAGCUUGACCAUGUUGCCCAACGACUUGGUUUCCAUUCAAUCGUGCCCGUGAUCGAUGGAAGCGUCGGAGAGAAUCCAUCAGCAACCAUGUCCCAGCUGAGCAUCGUCGUGAUCGAGAUUGCCCUUGCCCGCCUCUGGAUCCUACUGCUUGGUAUGCAACCUAGCGCUGUCAUCGGUCAUAGCCUAGGCGAGUAUGCUGCACUGGUCAUUGCGGGUGUGUUGUCGACCGCGGACGGCAUUUUCCUCGCCGGACGACGUGCCCAGCUGAUUGAAAAGUGCUGUACUCCUGGCAGCCAUGCGAUGUUGUCGGUUCGCGCGUCAGUAUCUGAAGUCAGCAAGCUUCUAGGAGAUGCCAAAUACGAGAUGUCGUGCCAGAAUACUCUCAACGACACUGUAAUCGGCGGUACAAAGGCCGAUUUGGAUGCUGCCCGGCAAACCCUCGAAUCCAGCAACAUCAAGUGCGUGCCGGUAGACGUGCCUUUCGCAUUCCACACUGAACAAGUCGAUCCAGUACUAGACCACCUAGCUCGAAUUGCAGAGACAGUGCACUUCAAGGCCCCAAGUAUUCCCAUCAUAUCGCCUUUGUUGAGAAGUGUGGUAUUUGACGGCAAGACGAUAAACUCCACUUACUUGACACGGGCUACACGCGAGCCCGUUCAUUUCGCUGGAGCCUUGGAAGCCGCACAGGAUCUGGGCAUGGUGAAUGAAAAGACAGUUUGGGUUGAUGUCGGGCCGCAUCCAAUCUGCGCUGGUUUCGUGCGCAGUUUGAUCCCCAAGGCGCGCGUCGCCUCGUCAUGCCGGCGGAACGAAGAUAACUACGCCACAAUGGCGAAGAAUCUUGUCGCGUUGCACCUGGCUGGUUGCACUCCUGUCUGGGACGAGUACUUCCGUGCCAACGAAAAGGCAUACUCAUUGCUUACCUUGCCCAAGUAUGCCUGGAACGAUGUCAACUACUGGAUCCAGUAUAUCGGCACCUGGACGUUGGACAAAGCCCACCUAAAGUAUACUGGAACAAAUGGACCGCCAAAGACUAAACCGUCGUCUUCGGCAUUGCGGACAUCUUUGAUCCACGAAAUAACCGAAGAGACUAUUGGCGAGGAAUCAGCCACGAUCAGUAUCGUCUCUGACGUACAACACCCCGAUUUUCUCGAGGCAGUUCAUGGACACCGAAUGAAUAAUUGCGGUGUAGCAACCUCGUCAAUCUGGACUGACAUGAUGUUGACUGUUGCUGAAUACCUGUAUAACAAACUUGCACCCGGGGCAAAGGUACAUAUGAACGUGGGCGAGCUUGAGGUCUUGCAUGCGACGGUGGCCAAUCCUGCCAAAAACUGCACGCAGAACCUGUACCUUGACGCCCACCUAGACCUUCCAACGCAGCGGAUGUCAUUCGCUUGGUUCAAUGUCGAUCCUGCAACUGGCAACAAGGCCGCCGAGUCUUACGCCACUGCCUCUGUACGGUUUGAGAGCGACGUGGAAAAAUGGAAGACUGAGUGGGAACGGAUGACGCAUUUGGUACUUGGCCGAAUUGAGGCACUAGAGCGCAUGGCCAAAGAAGGACAGGCAAGCCAGCUAUCCAAAGCGUUAUCAUAUGCGCUCUUCAAGAACGUGGUCGAUUAUGCGGAUCAUUACCGCGGUAUGGAACGCGUGAUAAUGCACGACUAUGAAGCGUUCUGCGACAUAACGCUUGUUCCAGAACGUCGAGGCGUCUGGCACACGCCGCCACACUGGAUCGAUAGUGUCUCCCACCUCGCAGGUCUUGUCAUGAACGGAAGCGCUGCCUCAAACACUCGCGAUUACUUCUUCGUCACUCCCGGUUAUGACAGCUUCCGUCUGCUGGAAAAGCUAGACCCGGAUGUCAAGUACCAAAGUUAUGUGCGCAUGUUCCCGCUGCCAGAGGCUAACAUGUACGGUGGUGAUCUGUAUAUCCUCAAGGAUAAUCAAAUCGUCGGCAUGGUUGGACAUUUCCAAUUCCGCCAGGUGCCGCGUCUGCUCAUGGAUCGAUUCUUCUCGCCGGCAGCAGCCGCGAAACAAUCAGUGACGGCUUCUACCCCUAAAGCUGCACCCAAACCUGCACCGGUCCCUGUGGUCAAAUCGGCACCAGCAGCGCCGGCCCAAGCUGAAACAACAACUGCAUCACUUCCCAACGGCCAAGCGGAGAGCACCAGCCCUCCUCAGCCACAAAAGCCUUCGGAGCCCGCGAUGAACGGUGUCAAGACGCCAGAAGCAGAAAACCCUAGCAAAGCCGACGCUGAAGGUCCCAAUGGGACUACCUCCCAGCCGGAAGUCACCGGCGUAGUAGGUCAAUGCUUGCAGUUGAUCGCCAGCGAAACGGGUCAGGACGUGAGUGACCUGACGCCGGAUGCAACUUUCGUGCAGCUAGGAGUCGACUCGCUCAUGUCACUGGUGCUCUCAGAGAAGUUCAGAGCUGAGCUUGGUCUGGAGGUCAAGAGCUCCCUCUUCCUGGAGUGUCCGACUAUUGGAGAAAUGAUGGAAUGGUUAGAGCAGUACUGUUAG